UUCGUGACCAAAACUAACAUCACCAUCAUCUUCAGCUACACUUUGUGUUUGGUGUUAAUAAGGAAAAAUUAGCAUUCUAAUGCACUAAACUAGGCUGGCGAACUAAUAAACAUUUUGGCAGCUAAAUAAUCAGCAUGUCAACAUUGUGAUUGUGUCAGCACGUAGACCUGUGCAUGCUGAUGCUAGAAAUAAGCUCCAAUCACUGCUGUGCCCAAGUACAGCCUCACAGUUGCUACCAUGGCAUUUGUAGGUCACUGAGUGUAUCUGACAUAAUUAUGUCAUGUCAUGGCAAGGCAUGACUCACAAUCUGAUGUCAGAAACUCCUGACAGAUACCAACUGACUUGUUAUUAGACUGUCAAAACAAUACAGGUGAGUAGAGAGACACACCUUAAGAGGGACAUGUCACCACGUACUCACUACACCUCUGUAUACUUCAUGUUGUUUGUGUAUGUGAGUGCAUAUGUGAGGGACUGUGCCACAUCUCCGUAUUUACAUAUGUUUGUAUUCAUGCUGAGCUAUGGCCAUGUGGGUGUAUGUUUGGGUAAAAUUUGAGAGUCAAAGAAGCACUAGAAAGGAGCUAAAGACACAAAAAGGGGCAAGGUGGUGUGCUUUAUGUCCAGAGGGCUUAAAAAGUUUGCAGUGGGAGGAUGUGUAGGAGGAGGCACAGUGACAGAGAGAGGAGGGUUCAGGUUUCAGGUUACCAGGUAUACUUAAGUUUUGUUUUGUUUUGUCAGCAGGGCUUGGUCAUUAAAAAACACCUCUCUCUCAAUCUGAAUCGGAGCGUAGGACUACACACCAGCACUCUUUAUUCCUGCCUUAGGGUUUCAAAGCGGGGCAAGUCAGGCACCCUUCAAGCCAGAUUUAGUUACACUGCUGUAGAAAGAAAAGGGGAGGGGGCGAGCGAGAGAAUAGAGAAAGAAACUGAAUCAAACCAGGUUUUAAAGCCACUGGAGCAGGAGGAGUGAGGGACAGAGGACGAAGGACAUCCAGGGGACAGUGAGUUACUGGGGAGUCCCACCUCCAGGGAGGGAGGGCAGUGUUUACUCUGCAAUCCGUGUCGGCGCAUCUUGGUUUUACAAAAAAAAAGAAAACUACAUCAUGUGGACGACAACCCAGGUGCCUGAAGAAAGCACUAGACCUUUGAAUCCCAGGCCUGCAGUGGUUCCACGGCCAGGCCGCCACAGAAAGCCCAUGACGGCUCCAAAGAGUCAGAAAGACAAGGCGGCUAAGAGGAAGAGAAUUUUGCUGACUGUUCUCACAGUUGUGGUUGUACUGGGAAUACUGGUCACUGCAGGAUACUUCAUUAAGGAGCUGAUUCAGAGCAAAUAUUUCUUCUGCAAGAAUUCGUUCAAGUUCAUCCCAAUAGACCAAGCCUGUGACGGGAAACAUGACUGUUCUGAAGGAGAAGAUGAAAUUACAUGUGUGUCAAGCUUUACAGCCAACACAACCUUUCCAGUGCGUCUCAUGACAGUGCGGCAGGUCCUGCAGGUUUACAGUCCUGGCUCAGGUUGGCGCAGCGUUUGUAGCGAGGACUGGACGGAGAAGCACACCCAGACGGCGUGUAAACAACUGGGCUACACAUCUAAACCUAGUAGCAGCAGUGUCCGAGUGGACACUUUGAUAACUUCACUGAAAACUGGGCCAUUCACAGCUAUCAGGCCUGGGACUACCAACACACCCAUACAUCAGGCUACCAUUGACCGCAGUGUGUGCAGAUCCGGAUCUGUGGUAACUCUGUCCUGUUCAGACUGUGGAGUGGUGGGCUCUCAGGGCCGUAUUGUCGGGGGUACAGGCGCCGUCAUUGAGGACUGGCCCUGGCAGGUUAGCCUGCAGCAGGGAGGCCAACACACAUGUGGAGGCUCACUGGUGUCACCACGCUGGGUUGUCACUGCAGCCCACUGCUUUGCUGGCAGUAAAAAGGAGCUGGGUCGCUGGAGGGUGGUGUCAGGCCGGACGUAUAUGGGCACACUGGGAGGUUCCUAUGUGGACAGGGUCAUACUGAAUGGAAAAUAUGACCAAGCACGAAAUGACUACGACAUUGCAAUGAUGAGACUCUACAGCCCAAUCACAGUGGCAGAGUACCGCAAACCAGUUUGUCUACCUACUAAAGCCUUUGGCCUUCCUGCCGCCGCCUCCAUGAUUGUGACUGGCUGGGGAUACCUGGAGGAAAACGGUAAAGUUUCUCCUUCCCUUCAGAAGGCUUCGAUUCCUCUAAUAGACCGGGCUAAGUGUUCCAGUCCGUCAGUAUAUGGUGGUUCCAUCACCCCAAGGAUGAUCUGUGCUGGUUUCCUGGAGGGGAAAGUGGAUGCCUGCCAGGGGGACAGUGGGGGCCCUUUGGUCUACUUCACCUCCGCUCAGUGGCAUCUGGUUGGAGUGGUGAGCUGGGGCGUGGGCUGUGCCCGGGAGAGGAGGCCAGGCGUCUACUGCAACGUUGAAGAGAUGUUAAACUGGAUUCAUACAGUCAUGGAGGUACAGACAGAAAGAAUGCUAAAUAUACACUACUGGUCAAAAGUUUUAGAACACACCAACUUUUCCAUAAUUUAAUUGAAAAUGAUGCAGUUUAAUGUCUCAGUGUACUCUGAAAUUAAUGCACAUUUGCAACAUUUAAAAUUCUUUAUUGAGCAUGAUAGUGUUUUGAAAGUAAAAAAAAAAAUUCAAAAUCACAUUUUAUGUUGGACUAAGGACUAAAAAAGACACAAAAUGACCAAAAAAAGACACAAAAUGACUAAAAAAAGACACCAAAAGACACAAAAUGACAAAAAAAGACACAAAAUGACUAAAAAAAGACACCAAAAGACACAAAAUGACCAAAAAAAGACACAAAAUGACUUAAAAAAUGGACAAAAUAGCCCAAGACUCCAUAGAGUUAAGUUGUUAACCCACUUCUUGUUCCCUGAAAAAGGCCUAUUUGUAAAAUUCUGAAAUGUACAUUAUUUUUCAGUUUUGGUUAAGCUUACCUUUUUUUAUUUACCUCUGGCAGUUCACCACUUACCUUUGUACCCUUUCAAGCUGUUCAUUUGACUUGAACUGCUUGAAUUUCAACAAAAAACUGGAAAAAUUGGGGUGUUCUAAAACUUUUGACCGGUAGUAUAUGUUAGUAAGGUCCACUUACUAGCUUUUUAUGUAGCUUUAUAUAUACAGGAUAUACAGGAGUAUAUAUACACAUAUACAGGAUAUAACCACCUCUUUGUCUGAUGGCUUACAGUACAACACAGAACCCACAUAUCCGCCAAAAAGUAAUUUGAAUACAUGGGGGAGUAUGCAUACUUCCUUUUUGGAGACUACCUAUCUCCUUAGUAGUGCACCAACUACCGCUACACAGCUGCAUCACAUAAAGAAACACCACAACUCCAGACAUUGUGAGCUUGUGAUGGUAACCUAGGUACUUUUCUGAUUAAAGUGGGAGCACCGCACACAGUCUUGUAAGGUUUAUUUGAGGCACAAGAUUGGGCCUAAAAUAUAAUACAGACACAGGUGGCAAUUCACAUGAAAUAUGAUGACUUGAUUACCAGCGAUGUGAUUAUCCUGUGGCUUGUUAGUUUUGAGUAAUAAAAACAUGGUUUGCAACCAAGCAUUCCUGUUUGGCAUCAUAUAAAAAACACAUGAUGAAACUCUGGACUUUUGAUCCAGCAAAAAGGUGUUGAAACAAAAAUGAAAAAAAAAAACACGAGAAAAAACAAUAGA
Molecule: messenger RNA, 3685 nt
Organism: Centropristis striata (black sea bass)
Lineage: Eukaryota; Metazoa; Chordata; Actinopteri; Perciformes; Serranidae
Gene: tmprss4a
Product: transmembrane serine protease 4a
Exons: 12
Coding region: 1100-2545 (481 amino acids)
Biological process (GO): proteolysis
Cellular component (GO): membrane
Molecular function (GO): serine-type endopeptidase activity; protein binding
Source: RefSeq, a predicted model, not a curated record